Paramecium sonneborni is the source of this 4706-nucleotide messenger RNA. The record is from the annotation of a GenBank genome assembly. NCBI's taxonomy places the organism in Eukaryota, Ciliophora, Oligohymenophorea, Peniculida, Parameciidae.
AUGAAUUAUCUUUUUAUAAUCACCUCUUUCAUAAUUAAUUCAAUUUUUGGGGAAUUAAUAUUGCUCACACAAGGAGACCAUUAUCAUGAGAUUUUCGAUAUUAAUAAACAUGAGUUUUUUACUGAUUGUGAUGAAAAACACAUUUAUAUCCAAGAACAUUAAGUUAAUGAGUAAGUAUAAUUGCUAGAAAAAAACUAAAUCGAACAAGUAUUUUUAUCCUUUAUUUUCUAGAUUCUAUAUUAUCCAAAUGAUCAAAAUACUAUUCUAAUCCUAGAAAAAAAUGGUAAAAUCACUAUUCUCUUUAAAGACAAUCAAUAAUUCAAUUCUCCAUUUAAAGAAUUGGGAACAUUUGAUUUAAACACUAAAAAUUUACCUGAUUUCACUUGUAGUGAUAUGACUCAAUAUUCACUUGAUAUUUUCAUGGCUGUCUGUAAGUCAGAUAAUAAUAUUUACAUCUCUAAAAUUUAAUGCUCUGCUGAAGAAAAUAAAUAUUUAUCUGGAUGUUCCUCAUAAUUAUUUUUAGAUACAGAUUAACUUAACAAUUGUGACAAUCUAAAUAUUAUUACUGAGAGUUCUUGGAGAGUAAAAGAUCCGGAGUAUUUUAGUAUUUAUUGUUCCUUUUAAGAGGAUUAUCAAAUUCCCAAAUAAUUAUUAAUUGCCAAAUUUAACAAUCAAGCCAAUUCUAUAUAAUUUGCUAAACUAUUAAGUCCUAUCAAUGAAAUUGAAAAAAUCUCAUUUUUUGACGAUAACACUCUUAUGAUAUUAGAUCAUCAAUCAGCUUUACAUGUUUUUAGAUUUACAUUUACAGAUGAUGGUGACAUCAUCUAUGAACAAUUAUUAUGGUAGCUCUUUUUACCAAAUGAAUUAUUUUAUGCACUUAGUUAUUCUCAUGAACAAUAUGCAAUUAGAUUUCCACCUUUAGGAAUUAUUGAAAAUGACAUUCAAUAUAGUAUUGUUAUUUUAAGUGAUCAUUUCAUCUAUGAACUUGCUUUACCUCAAUAAUCUAAUGAUUUCUUCUUUAAUACACUUCCAAUUAAUGAUAAAAUAAACAUUUAAAAUAUUCUUAAUGGUAAAUAGAUCAAAAAAGGUCAAAUUUAAUAUGAUGAAUAAUUCUAUUAUGUUUGUUUCACCUAUAUUUAAAAUUCUAUUGAAUGUUAUAGGAUAAGUCGACAUCAAUCCUAAACUGAAAAAUUAAUACUAUAAAACUAAUAUUAACAUCCAAUGCUAUUAACGUAUCCUGUUUCAUUUUCAACAAUUACAGGAUAAACUAAUAUUCUAAUUACUUAAUAGAUGAAUGAAACUAAAGCAGUUUUAACUUUAAUCAAAAAUGAAAUUGAAAGAUUAACUAUUGUAUCCACUUCAAACGAAGAAUUCCUUUGCUCAAUCGUAUAUAAAAACAUAAAAAAACAAAAUUUUACGCUUACGAUUUAUAACCAAGAAUUUGAAAACACAAAUGUUUUUUAAAUAGACCAUUUAUAAAAUUACAACUUCCCAAAUACAGAUUCCACAAUUCUUUAUUCUACCUUAAUAAGAGGACCUGCCAUUAUGUUAUAGCCUAAAAGUGAUAAAAAAAGUAUGAUAUAUUAAUAUACUAGAUUAGAUGUUGAAGUAAUCAGCCUCUAAGGCUUUGGAUAUGAAAUGUGGGAAGAUUUAUACUAAAAUUUUAUUUAGCAUUCUCGUAUCCCAAUAAAAUCAUUCUUAGACAAAGGAUUUAGAACUUUAUUUUUAUAAAUAGAUUAAGUGAAAAUGAUAAUAUAACAGGAAAUAACUAAUACCAAAUAUUUUACGUAGAAUAUUCAUUCUUUAAAUUGUUCAUCAGUAUAUCUUGUAGAGAAUAUUGUAAGUAUUUCGCCAUAUUAUAUAAUAUUUUAUUAAAAAACUACUUAUUACACAGUUUUGAAAAUAAAAAAGAUAGAUGAAAGUAUUCUAGAUUAUGAAUGUAUAAAUGUAGAGUAUCCACUCUAUGAUUAAUAGUAUGAAGUCUUUAUAGAUUUAGAUUUUAUUAAUUUAUUUUUCUCCACCAACAAUGCUAUUUAUUACACAGAUGUUUAUUUUAAAAAUGUAGUAAAAAUAGAAAUUGAUCGUAAAUUUAGAUAGUUGAAUUUUUAAUUUUUAAAAAACGAUAUUAUUAUUGGAAGUCAUUAAAAUAAAUUAUACUAGAUCUAAUUAUCAAAUCCUUAUUAAGCAAAUCUUAUUAAGACUACUAUCACAGAGAUUGAAUUGGGUUAAAUGAGUAAUAAUUUUAAAUUUUUUGUUUUGCAAUUAAAAAAACCAAUUCUUACAUUAGUAAUUGUAGAUGAUAGAAUAACACUUUAUACAAUAGAUAAUCUGUAUGAUAUUAAGUUUGAUUCUUUAUUACCUUAAUUCAAUAGUAUUAUAAAUGCUAAUGAUACUUAAAUUAAUUAUUAAAUGUUAAUAGUUCCAACUAACAAGUAGAAUGAAUUAUAUGUGUAUGAUUUAUCAAAGACUGGAUCAGAGAGGCUACAUGCAAUACACAAAUAUUAAAUUUAAUCUUAGCCAAUUACAAUUUGUUAUCCAAAAAUGCAGACUUUCCUCUACUGUUUGCAAUUUGCAAAUGCUGAUAUAAAUUGUUAUUUUAAUAAAAUACUUGAAUUUGAAUUGAUUGCUUCUGAUCCAACCAAUAUUGAUAAUCAAUUUUCAGUUGCAAUAAAUGCUUAAUCUGCAUUAAGCUAUAGUGUAUAAAGUAUUAAUAUUAUAUAUUUAUAGAAACCCUUACAAUUAAUGGAAGUUUUAGAUAUUAAGAUACUAUGAUAGAGAAGAGUUCAAAGAUGUUAGAUUAAAUUGAAAUUUACAAGUCUAAUUUUACGACAGAAUUGAAAAUAAUGGAUUAUUACUCAGGUCCUAUUUUUAAUUAUGAAUUGUAAAAUGCUUAAGAUUUCAAUAUUGAAAUGCUACCAUUUAUUUAGGAAUAAGAAGAUAAUUUAGUGAGAUUUAAAAUUGAUUAGACAAUCUUAGGAACUAGUGUAUCAAAUGAGUAUUUAAUCAUUUUGGGAGAUGAAAAUAUAGAUAUUAUAAAUAUUCCUCAAACUUAAUGUAUUAUAUAUAAUGAUUAUAAUAGAUCAUAAAUAAGUCAUUUAUAGCACUAUAGAUUAUGAAGAGAUAAAAAAUGUAUUUUUUGAUUAAGAUUAACCAACUGUUAAUAAUUGCACUAAAUCAUUUAUAAAUCCUUUAUCAAUAGCAGAAUUAUCAGCUAUACAUAUUAUAGCACUCUUUUGUUAAUCAAUGAUGGUUAGAAUUGAUGUUACUAAUUAAAUAAAUCAACUAAGUUUUACAAUAUUAUCUGAUAAUCAACCCAUUGAAAAAUAAUUUCUAGAAAAUUUCUUUUUUCUUAAUAUUAAUUUUAAAGACUUCUUAUACUAAAAUUAAAGCUCUUUUAUUUUAGAGGAUGUGAAGAUGAUUAAUUUUCCAAUUCAAUUUAAACCAAAAUAUAAAUUCAUUACAGUAACUGCUAUGGUAAAAGGAAAUAAAAGAUAUGAAGUAGAGGAUAGUGAAAGGGAUAAUUUAAUUUGUAUAUUUUAUGGAUACUUAGAUUAGAAUUAAAGUUCUCUUUUAAAUGGUUCCCUUUUGGAUGUGAUUGGAGCAUCUAAUUUUAAUAAAAAUACUUUAAUAGUCAAUAAUUUUUAGAUGUAUUGUAUUAAGGGUUGUGAAAUUCUAGAUGUGAAUAAUGUAUCGAUAGAAACUAUUAUAGAAUUAAUAUUUAAUGAUUAAUAUUCAUUUAAUUUAUAUAAACUUUAGAUAAGUUUUAUUUACACAAUGAAAAAAUAACCAUUAUAUAAAUUGAUAAAUAUAGAAAUUAUCAAUAUUAAAGAAUUAAGUAAGAAUUUAUUGUAUUAGUUAAGUGGGUAAUUUUGUCCACAACUAAAUCGAAUUCACUUAUAUCGAUACUGAAGUUCAAUUCCAGAAUGAAUCAGUCCAUACAAUUAAUGUCACUACAGAUUCCCUCAGUUUUGACUUAGUUUAAAUAUAAGAAAGAAUUGAGAUUGAAUAGAUUUUUAAGUAAUAAUUAAACUAAUUUAGAUAAUACACUUAAUGUUAAAGUCCUCCUGGAUCAUUGAAGGCAUCAUAUAAUGAAUAUUUUGCUAUUAGUUGUAGAAAUGAAUCUAGGAAUUAUUCUGAAUAAACACAGUUUGUUAAAUUGUUUUUAAGGGGACAAUAAGAAUAAAAUCAAUCAGUGAAAUCAGUUAUUCAAGCAGCAGAGAUUUAAGGGAAUCUUAGGUUGUUAGAUAUUUAAAAAGGUUAUUUGAAUGAACAUGUGCGAAUGUUAAUUUUAGAAUAAGACAAUAAUUAAUAAGAUUUUUAAUUAAGAUGGUUUUAUCUUAAUGAUCAAUUUACAUUGUUAGUAAUUAUAUAUUUAGAUAUUAAAAUAGGCUAAUUAGAACAGCACUCCAAAAAAUGUACUAAAUGUUUAAUUAUGUCCUAGCAAUUUAAAUGAAAUAUAAGGUUUGUGUAUGAAUAUUAAAAUUUCAAACAUUGGAUAUGAUCAUUACAUAACAACAGAAUGGUUAUUAUUUGUAUUUUUAAUUGGUUUGCCAUUGAUAAUUAGUUGUGCUUUUAUAAUAUAUUGCAUAAUUAAUUAUAAAGCAGAAAAACAAAAGCGAGUGGAAUCUUUUAGUAUAAACCUUGAACAAUAACUCAGAAAAUAGUCAUCAAACUUAUAAUCUAAAAUGGAAGAUACUAUCUAUUGA